GGCCCAAGUGCACGGAGUCCGCAUCAAAAAUAUGUGUUCGUCAGCAUGGAAGCCUCGCACUACUACCCGAUUUGUGAAAAGAAAUACGAUGGCUUUUUCAAUUGGACUUGGACUUACAGAUUAGAUUCUGAUGAACCUUACGGAUACAUAACUAUUAGAAAUAUUACGGGCGACAUAAUUGGUCCAAACCAAAUCAUGCACUGGAUGAAAUUGGAUUCGAUGCAGCCAAUCGAUGAAGAAACAAUAAGGAUCUUAGAGAAGAAAAACAAGACUGCCGCCUGGUUUGUUACGAAUUGCAAAAGUUUAAGUAAAAGAGAAGUUCUCGUGUUUAGGCUACAAAGUGAAUUAUUUAAAUAUGGUUUGGAGAUUGAUAUUUUCGGAGAAUGUAAAUGGGCUCCGAAUAAAUGCCCAUUGGAAAAUAUGGACAAGUGCUUGGAUAUGAUACAAGAGCAAUACUAUUUUUAUCUCUCUUUUGAGAAUUCCUUUAGUGAAGACUACGUGACUGAGAAAUUGCUGACGGCGUUACAGAAUUACGCGGUACCGGUGGUUUACGGAGGCGCUAACUACACACGAUUCAUGCCAGAUGGUAUUUAUUUGCAUGCUGGUAAACUAGAAGUCUCUGAUCUGGCGAAACAAAUGAAUGACAUCAUGAAAGACAAAGACAGAUACUACAGUUUCUUCAAAUGGCGAAACCACUACUCCUACCACGAAAGAGGAGAGUCGCCCGAUUCUGACGACCUGUGCAGGACUUGUGAAAUGCUCCACGACGAGACACUUGUGAAGAAGGAAACCGUGUAUAAGGAUUUUAGAAAUUGGUGGAACGCUCCGGGGGUAUGCGUCCGUAAAAGAUAUAAAAAAUACGCUUUACGGAUAGGAAACUUAAAAAAAAUACAAACUGUAGAACCUUUAUUUCUAAAGUAA
Messenger RNA from Cydia fagiglandana, 921 nucleotides. Its product is annotated as alpha-(1,3)-fucosyltransferase C-like. The transcript has 3 exons. Lineage: Eukaryota; Metazoa; Arthropoda; Insecta; Lepidoptera; Tortricidae. Bases 46 to 921 code for a protein of 291 amino acids. The record is from RefSeq and is a predicted model, not a curated record. Gene Ontology annotation, cellular component: membrane. Gene Ontology annotation, molecular function: fucosyltransferase activity.